AUGACAGUGACCGUCACAUCUGACCGCCACACUGUUGGUGCUCAACGCUGGGGUCCACCACGCUCUGUCACGUUAAAGAGAAGCCCUGGAGCUCCACUAGGCGUUAGUAUUGUCGGUGGAAAGGUCGAUAUAAUACCAAAUCAAAACACUGCCAAUGGUGAUGAAAAGGCAAUUUUCGGCAUCUUCAUCAAAAAUGUUGUCCCCAACAGUCCUGCUGGCCUCUGUGGACAAUUGCAGUCUGGAGACAGAAUCCUGGAAGUGGAUGGUGUUUGUGUUAGAACAGCACAGCAUGAGCGUGCUGUCCAGCUGAUUAAGGCUGCCGGUAACACUGUCACUCUUACCGUACAGAGCUUGGUAGCCUGGAACACCGACUCGUCAGAUGUAGAAGCUUCACCGCCAGCUCCGCCUCGAAAACCAUCACAUAAGAAAUAUCCAGCGCCAAAAGCGGUUGAUCGAGCUCCUAAACAUGAUAUUAAGAUAACAGUGACAUCCGAAGCAGGCACAGAGAAAGAAGGUGAAAUAGAUGCAGAAAAAGAAACAAAAGAAAAAGGCUCAUCAGAAACGGAAGCUUCGAAACCAGACUACUCAGAUUCUGAUAGCAGUGAUGAAGAGGACGAACGAGAAUUAGGCGGAAGAACAUACUCGGAAAAAGGAGUGGAAAUUGAUCGAGCUUCUGCCGGAGCAAUCAAACGGACCCGAGAAGAGAAAGAGGCCGAUCCAGAAGAAGAAGAUGACUUCGGUUACACUACAAUCCUGCGUUGUGCACCAACACAAUUUAAAGAAGUGAGUUAA
Messenger RNA from Parnassius apollo (apollo), 792 nucleotides. The record is from the annotation of a GenBank genome assembly. NCBI's taxonomy places the organism in Eukaryota, Metazoa, Arthropoda, Insecta, Lepidoptera, Papilionidae.